AUGGGUGCCCGUGCCGUGUGGACAGAAGCUACGAGUAAACUCAGACCAUGGAUACCUGGCUCUUGGUGGAAAGCAUCUUCAGCAGUAUACUUCAAGGUGGAGCGCAUGUGUGAAGCAUCCGCGUUCGGUUAUGUAGUGGAGCCUGACUUUCCGGUUCAGUUGGGAAUCCGCUGCAAAAAUCGUCAUCCACAUGUUCUGGAUGUGCCCCUUGCGGUACAUGGCGUUUCCGAAGAGCUUGUUGAAGGGCAGGUCUAUGCAAUGUGUGGAACAUCUGCUCCUCUCUUUUGCGAUGGAUGCUGGGAGUUUAUUGCUCCCAGUCUUCGGUGUAGCAUUGGCAUCUGCUGCAUUCUUGGGUGGCGUACUUUGGUGCGGGCCAUGCCGGCGCCUGGUUUGCAUACAGCAGAAGUCCGGGCAAGUCGUGGUGAUAGUGGUUUGGCAUCAGCUGCUACAGCACUUUGUGGCUUUGUCGAUGUGGCUGGAAAGUUUCAUUCAUGUCCGCCUCCAGAAAGUGAAACAACUGUGCGUGGUUGGUUGGAGCAAUGGGUCCCUUCAUGUAUGUUGGAUGUGGCAUGGUUCAGCUUCAAUGGCAAAUGGAUGGAUCCAGAAACCUCCCUGGGGCAACAUGAGGCAAUCUUGGAUGGCACGCACCCCAAGCUUUUGCAACAUGUCUCCAAUGGUUGUUCUGGCAAAUGCUUGCUACCCAUUGAAGAAGCAGAAAUGCUGUGCUCACUGGGAAAGUCCAUUUCAGCAGAUGAGUGUGGCGUUGUCGUUAUGGGAACGACGCCUCCAAAAGCUGGAAAUUGGCCUUGUGUUGCAUUGACCUUCCUUGCCAAUCACGCUCAGGCGGGCAAGAUUCUGAUCAAAGGUUUCCUGUUGAAUCUGGGUGAUAAGGCAAUCACCGUUCAGACGGAUGACGAUGUCCUCACCAUGCCAUCCAAAGACACGCAAAUGAUCACCAUCGAAAUCUCCAAGAAGCACGUGGAUGACUGGAGUGCAGUGCAGCAGAAUGCCAUGCGGUAUGCAUGGCAAAGCAUCGCAGGUUUGCAAGAGGCAGCGCUUGGAUCAUGGAGCCGUAAGUACUUUAACGGUAAGGUUGUUAGCACCGCGAAGGAUGCAACAUCGUUUCAUGGAUUUGUGAAAGUGCUCUCAAGUGAACUUUCAAGGUUGCUGCAAUCGUCAGGUGCCGGUGGCGUUUUCUUGACGCCCAAAUCUAAGGACGCUUCUGGUCCUUCCACAGAGUUUAAGGUGAUUUGGGGAGAUUCAGAUGAUCUUUCGAAGGCCCUCAUUGUUGCCCGCACGAACAGUGCCAUCUUUGGGGUCGUCAAAGGUCGCGAUUGCCUUGGAUGGCGUGUGAAGGUUAAGGAGUAUGUUGCAGUGCGUAAAGUGAUCGAGCCGACAUGGCAGGAGAAUAAGAAUCUUCGGUAUGACAUUCUCAUAGGUCGUAAGUUUACUUUGGCCCCAUUGCCGCAGGAUGUAGACCGUGAGGCUUUGCAGCAGAUCCUGAUGUCAUUUGCGUGGGAGGCCGUCCCACUCCGUCAGGUCAAUGCUUUAACAUGGGUCGUUGGAUCAAACGACAGUCCACCGAAGGAUGUUGUCCAUGUCGGCAAUACCCUCGUACUCAUUCGUGAGGAUUUGCAGCGACCAAAAGCCAAACCGGAGAAUGCAGUAGUGUCGGCGCCUACGCCAGUGAGAAGAGCUUUGGAAGUCCAGUUACGCAAUCAUGCCGCCCGUCCGAGGCCAACACAAUCAGCUGUCGCAGCGAAUCCUGCCCCACCUUUGGUCAGGCAAGCUGUAGGCCCACACCAAUCCCAAGUAGAUGCUUUGCGCCAGCAGCUCGAAGAUAAGAUCAACCAGGUGAGCCAUCAAAUGACGCAAGCAGUCGCACAGAUGCAAAAUGAUGUUAGCCAGACCCGCGAGGAGGCUCGCGAACAGGUUGCAGAGUUGCGUGAUGAAUGCCAAAAGCAACAUCAGCGUGUAGAGAGCAUUGAAAAGAAUAUCCAAGAGCUCGCUGCCAACACGUGCUCGAAAGCUGAUCUCUCAGCUGUUCUUGCCGAAGCGCUGGCGAAGCAAAGUAGUGAACUGCGGGGAUGGCUAGCCAAACGCUCGCCGGAACCCUCGCCUGUUAAUGACCCCAAUAAGGUCCCGAAGCAUUCCUGA
Molecule: messenger RNA, 2157 nt
Organism: Symbiodinium sp. CCMP2592
Lineage: Eukaryota; Dinophyceae; Suessiales; Symbiodiniaceae
Source: the annotation of a GenBank genome assembly